Molecule: messenger RNA, 1587 nt
Organism: Triplophysa dalaica
Lineage: Eukaryota; Metazoa; Chordata; Actinopteri; Cypriniformes; Nemacheilidae
Product: aldo-keto reductase family 1 member D1-like
Exons: 10
Coding region: 226-1215 (329 amino acids)
Biological process (GO): bile acid biosynthetic process
Cellular component (GO): cytosol
Molecular function (GO): Delta4-3-oxosteroid 5beta-reductase activity; aldose reductase (NADPH) activity
Source: RefSeq, a predicted model, not a curated record
UUGCUUGGCAGAAGAUAAAACGAUUUAAAAAUCUCAGAUUUACACUGAAGGAGAGAGCCGUGUGUGCCAAACACAUGCUGUAGAACGCCUCUUUUUAUUUAUUUCACAGAAACUCAUCGAUAAGACUUGAAAAUCAUCCUCAGCAAGCCGGUAUCAAAUUGGUCACCUAUAAACGUGAUAAGAAGGGAUAAACGUGAACCUUUGUGCCACAUCAGAUCAUCGGUCAUGAUUUCAGCGUCGCUGACCAAAGAGAGUCACUCCAUCCCUCUGAGUGACGGCAACCGAAUGCCCAUCAUCGGUCUGGGGACGUACGGAGACCCCCGUAAGACUCCUAAAGGAACAGCAUAUCAGUCUGUGAAACGGGCCAUAGACGUGGGAUACAGACACUUUGAUGGUGCUCUGGUUUACUACAAUGAACAUGAGGUGGGACAGGCCAUCAGAGAGAAGAUAGCUGAUGGAACUGUGACAAGAGAAGAGAUCUUCUACUGCGGAAAGUUAUGGUGCACGUUUCACCCCCCCGAGCUGGUGAGACCUGCGUUAGAACGAACACUCAAGACUUUAGGACUGGACUAUGUGGAUCUGUACAUCAUUGAGUUUCCCGUCGCAUUUAAACCGGGAGACGUGUUUUACCCCAAAGAUGAGAACGGGAAGUACAUCUUUUACCAGAAUGAUCUGCGCGCCACAUGGGAGGCAUUAGAAGCCUGUAAGGACGCAGGGUUGACCAAAUCUCUGGGCGUUUCAAACUUCAACCGCAGACAACUGGAGCUCAUUCUGAACAAGCCGGGACUGAAGCACAAACCCGUUUCCAACCAGGUAGAAUGUCAUCCAUAUUUCACCCAGCCCAAACUCCUGGAGUUCUGUCGGCAGAAUGACAUCACGGUAGUGGGAUACAGUCCGCUCGGGACGUCCCGAGAUGCAUCAUGGGUGAAUCUGAAAUGUCCUCCGCUGCUAGAAGAUCCACUCCUGGUCUCCAUCGGCAAGAAAUACAAGAAAACUACUGCUCACGUGGCCCUCAGGUUCAACGCUCAGAGAGGAGUCGCCGUGAUACCCAAAAGCUUCAGUUCUGAGCGGAUCACAGAAAACUUUCAGAUAUUUGAUUUCUCUCUCACAGAGGAGGAAUCCAGUGCCAUUGAAAAGCUGAACAAAGAUGUUCGUUUCGUGGAACUACUGAUGUGGUGUGACCACCCAGAGUAUCCAUUUCAUGAUGAAUAUUAAAAUGAGACGUGACGUCGGAGCCGAUAGUCUUGUAGGCAGUGCUCCGACAUGUGGCGCGGUUGCGCAUCGGGCGACCCGAGUUCAAUUCCCAUCUCCUGGUCCUUUCUCGAACCCACCACCUUCUCUAUCCCAUAUCACUUCCUGUCCUCUCUACGACUCCGCUGUACAAUUAAAGGCAAAACGGCAAAAAUAAAUCUUUAAAAAAUUAAAGAUACAAUUUAUAAAAUCUGAUAAAAUAAUUUUACCGUGACCGUAAAAAUAUCUUUGAAAUCAAAAUUCAGUCGGGAGGUGUUGUUGGUCAAAAUAUCUUCUUUUGUGUUGUGCAGAAGAAAGACAAUCAUGACAUGAGGGUGAAUAAAUGAUGAAACCCUU